Molecule: messenger RNA, 639 nt
Organism: Myotis lucifugus (little brown bat)
Lineage: Eukaryota; Metazoa; Chordata; Mammalia; Chiroptera; Vespertilionidae
Product: UPF0598 protein C8orf82-like
Source: RefSeq, a predicted model, not a curated record
AUGAGGGCCAAUGGGGGCUGCAAAGUGUGCACAGCUUUGUAUGCGGUGCGCACAGACAAGCACAGGAGUGGACACGGGUCCGGCCGAGGCGCAAGGACCCUCCCGCCUCGGGCAGGCGUCCGGCCGGCUCAUGGGCACCGCCUGUCCCUCUGUCUGCAGCUUUUCCUGGAUGACUCCAAAAUGAAGAACUUCAUCACCUGUUUCAAAGACCUGCAGUUCCUGGUCACCUUCUUCUCCCGUCUGAGACCCAACCGCAGCUACGAGGCCACCUUCCCCUUCCUCUCUCCCUGCGGCAGGGAGCGCAAUUUCCUGCGCUGUGAGGACCGCGUGGUCUUUACGCAUCUGCUGGCUGCAGGCCCCGGUUCCCCGCGCCUCUCCCACUGCGGCGGCGGAUGGGCGCUGGCUGUGCCCUUCGAGCCCGAGCGCCUGCUGCCCCUGGCCACCCACAGGCGCCUGUACCACCCCGCGCCGGAACGCGCAGGGGGCGUAGGUCUGGUGCGCUGGGCCGUGGCGUCCGCGAUGCCCUCACACGUGCACUGGCAGGGCCAGCGCCUCCCCCGCACCAUGGACCUCGCCCUGAGAGUCAGGCGAAAGGCCGUGGGCCCCCAGCGACCCUCCUGCCUGUAUCGCUGCGCAUGA